Molecule: messenger RNA, 4244 nt
Organism: Loxodonta africana (African savanna elephant)
Lineage: Eukaryota; Metazoa; Chordata; Mammalia; Proboscidea; Elephantidae
Gene: COL6A2
Product: collagen type VI alpha 2 chain
Exons: 27
Coding region: 28-2787 (919 amino acids)
Biological process (GO): extracellular matrix organization
Molecular function (GO): extracellular matrix structural constituent conferring tensile strength
Source: RefSeq, a predicted model, not a curated record
GGCAUCAGGUGGACAGGUGCUGCCAGGAUGUUCCAAGGCACCUGCUGUGUGCUCCUGCUCUGGGGGCUUGUGGGGAUACUCCACGCCCAGCAGCAGGGGAUCACGUUUCCCAUUGUCUCCGAUAGAAACAAUAACUGCCCAGAGAAGACCGACUGCCCCAUCAACGUGUACUUCGUGCUGGACACCUCGGAGAGCAUCACCAUGCAGUCGCCCACUGACAGCCUGCUCUACCACAUGCAGCAGUUCGUGCCAGAGCUCAUCAGCCAGCUGCAGGAUGCCUUCUACCUUGACCAGGUGGCCCUGAGCUGGCGCUACGGUGGCCUGCACUUCUCUGACCAGGUGGAGGUGUUCAGCCCGCCAGGCAGUGACCGCGGCUCCUUCACCAAGGCGCUGCAGGGCAUCCGCUCCUUCCGCCGUGGUACCUUCACUGACUGCGCACUGGCCAACAUGACGCAGCAGGUGCGGCAGCACGGCACCAAGGGCGUGGUCAACUUCGCUGUGGUCAUCACCGACGGCCACGUCACCGGCAGCCCCUGUGGGGGAAUCAAGAUGCAGGCUGAGCGGGCUCGAGAGGAGGGCAUCCGGCUCUUCGCUGUGGCCCCUAACCCCAACCUGAAUGAGCAGGGUCUGCGGGACAUUGCCAGCUCACCACACGAGCUGUACCGCAACAACUAUGCCACCAUGAGGCCUGGCACCACUGACAUCAAUGAGGAUACCAUCAACCGCAUCAUCAAGGUCAUGAAACAUGAAGCUUACGGUGAGUGUUACAAGGUGAGCUGCCUGGAGAUCGCUGGGCCGCCUGGCCCCAAGGGCUACCGGGGACAGAAGGGUGCCAAGGGCAACAUGGGUGAGCCAGGAGAGCCUGGACAGAAGGGGCGACAGGGAGAUCCAGGCAUUGAAGGCCCCAUUGGAUUCCCAGGACCUAAGGGUGUUCCUGGCUUCAAAGGAGAGAAGGGCGAAUUUGGAGCUGAUGGUCGGAAGGGGUCCUCCGGCCUUGCCGGCAAGAACGGGACUGACGGACAGAAGGGCAAACUGGGGCGCAUCGGGCCUCCUGGCUGCAAGGGUGACCCUGGGAACCGGGGCCCUGAUGGCUACCCAGGGGAUGCAGGCAGUCCUGGGGAGCAAGGAGACCAAGGUGCCAAGGGGGACGCCGGCCGCCCAGGACGCAGAGGACCCCCAGGAGAAAGUGGGGCCAAAGGCAGCAAGGGAUAUCAAGGCAACAAUGGUGCCCCAGGGAGUCCCGGCGUGAAAGGAGCCAAGGGCGGGCCGGGGCCCCGAGGACCCAAAGGCGAGCCUGGACGCAGAGGAGACCCCGGAGCCAAGGGCAGCCCUGGGAAUGAUGGCCCCCAGGGGGAGAAGGGGGACCCUGGCCCUGAGGGGCCCCGGGGCCUGGCUGGAGAGGUUGGCAACAAAGGAGCCAAGGGGGACCGCGGCCUGCCGGGACCCAGAGGCCCUCAGGGGGCUCUCGGGGAGCCAGGGAAGCAGGGAUCUCGGGGAGACCCUGGUGACGCUGGGCCCCGUGGAGAGCCAGGAUCACCUGGCCCCAAGGGAGACCCCGGCCGGCCCGGAUUCAGUUACCCAGGACCCCGAGGAGCGCCUGGAGAAAAAGGGGAGCCCGGCCCGCCUGGCCCCGAGGGAGGCAGAGGAGACUUUGGCCUGAAAGGAGCCCCUGGGAGGAAAGGAGAGAAGGGCGAACCUGCAGACCCUGGUCCCCCUGGUGAGCCGGGCCCUCGGGGGCCAAGAGGAGUCCCAGGACCUGAGGGUGAGCCUGGCCCCCCCGGAGACCCUGGUCUCACGGAGUGUGACGUCAUGACCUACGUGAGGGAGACGUGUGGGUGCUGUGACUGUGAGAAGCGCUGUGGUGCCCUGGACGUGGUGUUUGUCAUCGAUAGCUCUGAGAGUAUCGGCUACACCAACUUCACUCUGGAGAAGAACUUCGUCAUCAACGUGGUCAACCGGCUGGGCGCUAUUGCCAAGGACCCCAAGUCAGAGACAGGUACUCGUGUGGGCGUGGUGCAGUACAGCCAUGAAGGCACAUUCGAGGCCAUCCAGCUAGAUGACGAGCGCAUCAACUCACUGUCCAGCUUCAAGGAGGCUGUCAAGAACCUCGAGUGGAUUGCCGGUGGCACCUGGACACCCUCAGCCCUCAAGUUCGCCUACAACCAGCUCAUCAAGGAGAGCCGGCGGCAGAAGACCCGCGUGUUCGCGGUGGUCAUCACGGACGGGCGUCACGACCCACGGGAUGAUGACCUAAACCUGCGGGCGCUGUGCAAUGACGACGCUGUCACAGUCACAGCCAUUGGCAUCGGUGACAUGUUCCACGAGCAACACGAGAGUGAGAACCUCAACUCCAUUGCCUGCAACAAGCCCCAGCAGGUGCGCAACAUGACGCUUUUCUCCGACCUGGUGGCCGAGAAGUUCAUCGAUGACAUGGAGGACAUCCUGUGCCCGGAUCCCCAGAUUGUCUGCCCUGACCUUCCUUGCCAAACAGAUGGACCUCAUCCUAGCGGGGCACCCCAGGUCACCUUCCUCCGCACGGAAGAGGGGCCCGACACCACCUUCCCCCGGACCAUCCCCCUGAUCCGACAGUUGCUAAACGACACGGAGUCCACGCACGACCCUGCUGCCUAUUCCAGGCUGGUGGCCGUACUGGUCUACACUGCCGAGCGGGCCAAGUUUGCCACAGGGGUCGAGCGGCAGGACUGGAUGGAGCUGUUCAUUGACACCUUUAAGCUGGUGCACAGGGACAUCGUGGGGGACCCUGAGACUGCGCUGGCACUCUGCUGAAGCCAGGGCUGCCCACCCAUGUGCACAGAUGGCCAGACUGACCCCAACCCAAAUUAGUAUCCUGCAGCAGCUCUGACCCAUUACCACACACUGGGUAGCUGGGACAACAGAAACAUUCUCUCACAAUCUGCAGGCCGCCAGUCCAAAUUCAGGGUGUGGGCAGGGCCUUGUUCCCUCUGGAGGCUCUGGGGCAGAUCUGUCCUUGUCUCUUCCAGCUUCUAGUGGCCUCAGGCGUCCCUUGGCUUGUGGUUGCCUCAUUCCUAUCUCUGCAUCUUGUGAUGUGUUCUGCCUCUCUGUGUUCUCCCUUUGCACCUUCUUAUGGGGACACUUGUCAUUGCAUUUAGGGCCCACCCCGAUAAACCAAGAUAAUUUCCCAUCUCAAGAGCCUUAAUGUAAUCACAUCUGCAAAGUCCUUUUUUCCAUGUAAGGUUCCAUUCACAGGUCCCAGGAAUUAAGACGUGCCUUUUUGCGGGGGACUAUUCUUUUUUUUUUUUUUUUUUUUUUUAUUCUUUAGCUGACCACAACCCCCCAGCCUAGUAAGCUGCUUCACAUGCUUGGAGGCUGCAGGCAAAAGAGGAACACAGUCCAGAGUGCUUGGGAGUGUACCUACCCAGGCUCUGGCCGAGCCUCAAGAUGACCUGGCUGUUGCAUUGGCCUUGAUUCCACGUGCUGUUUACACACAGGGACAGUCCCCAGGGCACGUGUGAGGAGUCACCUCAGGGCCAGGCAUUUUCGAGGCCAGCUGUACAGCGGUUCAUCUUCAUGGGGACCUGAUGACCCAGACUGUGUCCUCACACCCUGGCAUCUGGGUCUCCAGAGGCUCUGUUGGUGUGUGUGGCCUGUCCCCAGAGGUGUAGGGUUCCUCCUUGUCCUCCCUCCCACCUGCGGGUUCCAUGAGGAGCCACCCAGAGGGACAAGGCAUCCUCCCCUUGAGCGAGACUCAGACGUGGCACACCCCAUCCCUGUGGUCCCUUUCCUCCCACCAGAAGCCAGAUUAAGCAUGACUUCUGGGGCAGGAUGUCCCCCUCCCCCUGCACAAGGUGGGCUGGGCUAGAGUGUGAGUGAGGACCCCAAUGUAGGGUUAGAGGCAGGAGAAAGAGAUGGGAAAGAGAGCAGAGGGUAGCUUUAAGCACAGCCUCUCUGGGUCCCCACCAGCACCUCCCAUACCCUCCCCCCACCCCCCGCCCUGUGUAAUGUCAACCUACUGGGGAAAUGCCCCACAGGCCCGGCCCUCGCUCCAUGACUGGGUGUCUGCAGUGACCAUGAGGAAAUGUUUAUUAUUGUGAUGGAACUUGGAAGUCCAGCAGUGCACAGAGAACUCACUAGGAGGUGUGGCAUCCUAAGCCAGUCUUAAGCCAGUCUCAGCCACAUGCUUGGAAAGUUGCCCUUGGUUGGCGUGGCCGCCAGAAUAAGUUCCUGUUGUCAAUAAGCUCAUUAAAGAGUCCUGUCUACAGCAA